Quercus lobata is the source of this 1321-nucleotide messenger RNA. RefSeq names its product dof zinc finger protein DOF5.3-like. The coding region runs from base 115 to 1107 and encodes 330 amino acids. Gene Ontology annotation, molecular function: DNA binding; DNA-binding transcription factor activity. NCBI's taxonomy places the organism in Eukaryota, Viridiplantae, Streptophyta, Magnoliopsida, Fagales, Fagaceae. Gene Ontology annotation, biological process: regulation of DNA-templated transcription. The transcript is spliced from 2 exons. The record is from RefSeq and is a predicted model, not a curated record.
CUAUAUAUUAAAGCUUCCCCACCUCCAAGCCUCUAUUCUUUUACACCCACCAAAAAACUGGCCAAACAGCAAAGCCAAUCACACUGAACUUGCAAAGAUCUACAAGAAGAAAAUAUGAUCCAGGAACUGUUGGGAGGUGCAGGCCUUAUAGCAGGAGAGAGGAAAAUCUCUACUAAUGGAGUAGUAUUACAAACCAGUACUCCACCUUCUUCUCCAUCUCCUGCACCAUCUCCUUCUUCCUCAACUACAACAGCUACUACAGCUACAACAACAUCAAAUUCUGAUAACCAAAACUUGAGGUGUCCAAGAUGCGAUUCUUCCAACACAAAGUUCUGUUACUACAACAACUACAACCUCACUCAGCCUCGCCACUUCUGCAAGACUUGUCGCCGUUAUUGGACCAAAGGUGGUGCCCUCCGAAAUGUUCCAAUUGGAGGUGGUUGCAGAAAGAACAAGAAUGGUACAAUCUCAACCUCAGUUUCCAAGUCAAGCUGUAGCAAGAUCAAGACCUUAACAUCUGAGUUUGGAAGGUCAGGCCUCGGAACUGGCUUCGAUCAUGACCUUUCAUCAAGCCCAAUUCUGUGGGGUUCGCCACAGAAUUCUCAUCUCUUGGCUUUACUAAGAGCUACUCAAAACCCUAACCCUAACCAUAGCCCUAGUCCCUUGUCUAAUUCUGUUCAUGUGAAGGAAGAAGGAAAUAUGGUUGGAUCCCACUUGAUGACUGAGCCAGUGGUUUCAACUGGUACAUUAAAUGCUCGAACCCUGGGCUUGGACCCUCUUGGCCAUGGCCAGGUCCCUUCUCUUGGUCUAUGCAGCUCUUUCUGGAGAAACAAUCAACAUCAAGCUCAACAACAAAAUGGGUUUGUAAGUAAUGGUGAAGUUCAAAACAGUAAUUCUGGGAUUCAGGAACUAUAUCAGAGGCUCAGAUCAUCAAGUAAUUACUAUGGUCAUGAUCACUCACCAGUGGUUCUAAGCAACUUGGCUUCUUCAUCUUCCGCUUCCUCAUCUAUUUUGGAGUCAGCUUCUGUUGCUGGAGGUGAAUUGGGAUACUGGAAUCCAACAUUUUCUUGGUCUGAUCUUCCAACAACUAAUGGUGCAUAUCCUUAGAAAUCUUUUCUUUCCUUUUUUUCCUUCUUUAUUAGGAUUGUCGGCGCCUUGUGGUGUCUGUUUGGGUUGUGGUAUAUGAAAGUGGCUGUAGCAUCAGUACUUUUUUUUUUUUUUUUUUAAUCUAUCUGUAUGUGUGUUUUUAGGUGUGUUUACUUAUGAGGGUGUACCAAGGACCAAGAAGUGAUAAAAAUGGAAAAUAUUAGGUUUUUUGAAA